CGCCCUCUUCGUCACUUCCUCAGGCCCCGCCGCAGGCCGUGUAGAGAAAACGGAAGCGACCGAAGGCUCUCCUCGCUGCUACGCGCAGACACGUCCGCACGCACACACCAGCUAGCAGCCGUGGUUGCAUCCUUCCAGGGUUCGGCGCAGGAGAUGGAGGAGGGCGCUGCCGGAGUAGGAGGAGGGGUUGGGGGCGGCGGCGUCGCCGGCGCCGGCGCCGGCGAUCGAUCGAGCUUCGUGAUCGGCCUCAUCGAGAACCGAGCCAAGGAGGUUGGUGUUGCGGCAUUUGAUUUGAGAUCAGCCUCACUGCACCUAUCUCAGUAUAUCGAGACGAGCUGUUCAUACCAUAAUACGAAGACACUACUGCAUUUCUAUGAUCCGAAUACUGUAAUUGUGCCCCCAAAUAAAACCGCGGCAGAUGGUAUGGUUGGGGUUUCAGAGCUGGUUGAUAAAAAUUACCAAGCAAGCAAAAAGGUCACAAUGGCACGUGGUUGCUUUGAUGAUACCAAGGGGGCGGUUAUGGUAAAAAAUCUGUCGGCUAGAGACCCAUCUGCACUUGGUUUGGAUACUUACUGCAAGCAGUACUAUCUUUGUCUUGCUGCGGCCUCUGCAACAAUUAAGUGGAUAGAAUCAGAAAAAGGUGUAAUUAUUACUAACCAUUCACUAUCAGUUACAUUCAACGGCUCAUUUGACCAUAUGAACAUCGAUUCAACUAGUGUUCAAACAUUAGAAAUAAUUGACCCUCUCCAUACUGAACUGUGGGGUACUAGCAACAAAAAGAAAAGUCUCUUUCAGAUGUUGAAGACUACAAAGACUACGGGAGGGUCUAGACUACUGAGAGCCAACUUAUUACAGCCACUAAAAGAUAUUCAAACUAUCAAUGCUCGGCUUGACUGCUUGGAUGAGCUAGUGAGCAACGAGGAACUAUUCUUUGGCUUGACACAAGGUCUCCGUAAAUUUCCAAAAGAAUCAGAUAAGGUUCUCUGUCACUUUUGCUUCAAACCCAAAAAGGUCACAGAUGAGGUACUGAAGCCUGCCAAUGGUCGGAAGAGCCAAUUGUUGAUAUCUGACAUUAUUGUUCUAAAAACUGCUCUGGAUGCAAUACCAUUCCUCUCCAAGGUUCUGAAGGGGGCGAACAGUUUUCUUCUUCAGAACAUUUAUCAGACCAUAUGUGAAAACCCAAAGUAUGGGAGCAUGAGAAAGAGAAUCGGAGAAGUGAUUGAUGAAGAUGUUAUUCAUUCGAGGGCUCCUUUUGUAGCCUGCACUCAGCAAUGUUUCGCUAUUAAGCCAGGGAUUGAUGGCCUACUUGAUGUUGCUCGUCGAUCCUUCUGCGAUACAAGCGAAGCCAUACAUAACCUUGCCACCAAGUACAGAGAGGAGUUUACUCUGCCAAAUUUGAAGAUACCGUAUAACAAUAGACUGGGGUUUUACUUUAUUAUACCCCAGAGGGAUAUUACUGAAAAGCUUCCUAAUAAAUUUAUCCAGGUUGUUAGGCAUGGGAAGAAUGUCCAUUGCUCAAGCUUUGAGCUAGCUUCGCUAAAUGUUAGGAACAAGUCGGCUGCUGCUGAGUGCUUCUUGCGCACUGAACUCUGUUUAGAAGGACUUAUUAGUGAGAUCAGAGAAGACAUUCGUAUCUUAACAAUGCUCGCAGAAGUAUUAUGUCUUUUGGACAUGAUUGUAAAUUCUUUUGCCUAUACAAUAUCUACAAAGCCUGUUGAUCGGUACACUAGACCGGAGUUCACAGGUGAUGGUCCAAUGGCAAUCAAUGCUGGACGGCAUCCUAUUCUGGAGUGCUUACAUACUGAUUUUGUUCCAAAUAAUAUCUUCCUUUCCGAAGCAUCGAAUAUGGUUCUUGUCAUGGGGCCAAACAUGAGUGGAAAAAGUACAUAUCUUCAACAGAUUUGUCUAAUAGUUAUUCUUGCGCAAGUCGGCUGUUAUGUCCCAGCUCAAUUUGCAUCACUGAGAGUGGUUGAUCGUAUAUUUACACGCAUAGGCACUGGAGAUAAUGUUGAAAACAACUCGAGCACGUUUAUGACAGAAAUGAAAGAGACAGCUUUCAUCAUGCAAAAUGUUUCUUCAAGGAGCUUGGUUGUAGUGGAUGAGCUUGGAAGAGCUACUUCUUCCUCUGAUGGGUUGGCAAUUGCAUGGAGCUGCUGCGAGCACCUGCUAUCCCUCAAAGGGUACACUGUGUUUGCGACACACAUGGAGGGCUUGUCAGAGCUCGCAACAAUGUAUCCAAACGUGAAGAUCCUCCAUUUCGAGGUUGACUUGAGGAAUGGUCGCUUGGAUUUCAAGUUCCGGCUGAAGGAUGGUGUCCGACGGGUACCGCACUAUGGGCUUCUGCUAGCCAGAGUGGCCGGCCUCCCUGCUUCAGUGAUCGACACCGCGACCAGCAUCACUUCACGUAUCACAGAGCAGGAAAUGGUUAGGAUGGAUGCGAACUGUGUGCAGUACCAGCCACUGAGGAUGGCGUACCAGGCCGCGCAACGGCUCAUCUGCUUGAAGUACUCGAACCAAGGGGACGAUUACAUCCGUGAAGCAUUGCAGGACCUCAAGGAGAGUUACGCCGCAGGCAAUUUGAUAUGAAACAACAAGAGAUUACGUCUCCAGGAAUUUGAUAGAGGUCUGUUUGUAGGUCUAUGGCCGCAGAGGAUCCAUCAGUCUUAUUUUCAUCUGUCACUGUAAUUAUAUUAGUAUUAGUCAGAAUCCGAUACUAAAAGUGGCGAUACGGGAGAGAUCCUUAACACAAAGCACACCCGGAGUAGAUGAUGAGACUUACAAUUGUAUUUGUGCAAGGAAAGUUGUACUUUAUGGAGUUACAUAAAAUUCUGCUAAGUGA
This is a messenger RNA of Triticum urartu, 2839 nucleotides long. It is a transcript of the gene MSH4, whose product is annotated as MUTS-like protein 4. Gene Ontology annotation, biological process: reciprocal meiotic recombination; mismatch repair. Gene Ontology annotation, molecular function: mismatched DNA binding; ATP binding; ATP-dependent DNA damage sensor activity. Lineage: Eukaryota; Viridiplantae; Streptophyta; Magnoliopsida; Poales; Poaceae. Gene Ontology annotation, cellular component: nucleus. The record is from RefSeq and is a predicted model, not a curated record.